AUGGUGUUUUGUAAAAAAAAAAAAAAAAAGAAAAUGGGUUUAGAUCACAAUUGGUUGUUUGCCCGUUGUCUUGUUGUGGUGGUCAUGGUAGCGAUUCUUACGGCAGUUGAAACUUUUUUCCCGUCCAUGUGCCAAUGCGACGACAGUCUACUAGAGACCAGCUGUUCUGGCUCGAAACUCGAUUCGGUGCCCAUCUUGUUGAAUCCUUCGUUUGCCGGACUCGCAUCGCCCACCGUCCUCGAUAUCAGCGCUAAUCGGCUCACUCGACUGACGGAUGACCUGUUCGCCGAACUACCUUCGCUUUUCACGCUCAUCCUCAGUGGCAAUAAAAUUCAAACGGUGGCCAGCGGAGCGUUCAAUUCGCCCCGCAAACGGCACACGCUGCGUCUCGAAGACAAUAAUUUGGGAAACGUCCCUACGGCCGCUCUAGUUCCCCUGGCCGCUGUUUUGCGAUCGUUGUAUCUCCAAAAAAAUCUGAUCGAGACGUUGGAAGACGGAGCGUUCCGUCAUUUUGCCCGUUUACGGCUGUUGGCCCUUAACGACAACGCCAUUGACCGCGUCGAUCCUCUGGCCUUCGACUCGCUCGUUUCGCUCGAUGCGCUGGAUCUCAGUAACAAUCGAUUGGAUGGACCCAUUGAGGCUUUUACGACCGUUUCCCCGUUGACCCAUCUGGAUUUGUCUGGUAAUAUGUGGCGCCAUUUGCCGGCCAACUUCUUGUCCGGCCUGCUGCGUCUCCAGACGCUCAUCGUUUUUUCACAAGACGCGGCCACCAUCACCAAUGGAUCUGUCGUUUCAAUCAUCGCGAGUUAGUUGGUACCACGGUAACGGAAGCAGUGUUAUCUCAAAUAAGUUCCGAGUGAUUGAUCUUUAAAGUCACCGUUAAAGUGAGUAUUGUAUUGGGAGUGUAAUUGUUAAUUCCACGAGGUCGCGAAGCGACCGAAGUGGAAUUUUAAUUAGAGGACUAAUUAAAAUACGAGACUUUAACGGUCUCUAUUUCCCACCCGCCACCCAUUUAAUUAAUCAAUAAAAAAAAAAAAAAAAACAAAAAUUUUAUCUUUUGUUUUUCCUUUCAGAGGUGGCAACAAAAACUUCAAGUACAACCAACGCAGCUAAUCACCGGGUUGUCUUGUUCCAGAGGUCAAGAACUUUUAAGAAUUCAUUCA
This is a messenger RNA of Daphnia magna, 1163 nucleotides long. Its product is annotated as leucine-rich repeat-containing protein 4C-like. NCBI's taxonomy places the organism in Eukaryota, Metazoa, Arthropoda, Branchiopoda, Diplostraca, Daphniidae. Gene Ontology annotation, molecular function: protein binding. Gene Ontology annotation, cellular component: plasma membrane. The record is from RefSeq and is a predicted model, not a curated record.